GCACUCUCUUCUUCGUAGUAGCCAGCCGAUAACCCCCUUAACCCUCGUUUCGGUCCUCCAAAGCGCCGCGGCGACAUCAGCUCGAGAUGGGUGAGGCAGUCAAGGUAGUGGUUCCAGAGUCUGUCCUCAAGAAGAGGAAGAGAGAGGAUGAAUGGGCCUUGGCCAAGAAGCAGGCCCUUGAAGCCGCCAAGAAGAAGAACGCUGCGAACAGGAAGCUUAUCUACAACAAAGCCAAGCAGUACACUAAGGAGUAUGCUGACAAGGACAACGAGUUGGUCUGUUUGAAGCGUGAGGCUAGGUUGAAAGGAGGUUUCUAUGUCGAACCUGAGUCUAAGCUCUUGUUUAUCAUCCGUAUCCGUGGUAUCAAUGCCAUUGACCCAAAGACAAAGAAGAUCUUGCAGCUUUUGCGUUUGAGACAGGUCUUCAAUGGUGUCUUUCUGAAAGUUAACAAGGCCACCUUGAACAUGCUUCACAGGGUUGAGCCAUAUGUCACUUAUGGAUACCCCAACUUGAAGAGUGUGAAGGAAUUGAUUUACAAGAGGGGUUAUGGCAAGUUGAACAAGCAGAGAAUCGCCUUGACUGAUAACUCUGUUGUUGAGCAGGGUUUGGGGAAGCAUGGAAUUAUCUGCACUGAGGAUCUUAUCCACGAGAUCUUGACAGUUGGACCUCAUUUCAAGGAGGCCAACAACUUCCUAUGGCCCUUUAAGCUGAAGGCUCCAUUGGGUGGUCUGAAGAAGAAGAGGAACCAUUAUGUUGAAGGUGGAGAUGCUGGAAACCGUGAAAACUACAUCAAUGAGCUCAUUAGGAGAAUGAACUAGGUCAGGGCUGUUCUUGAUCAAUCCAGUUUUUCAAGGGCUUUCUCUGUACUAGUCUAGAGUGAAGAAUCUUAGAAUUUUUAUCUAUGGAAUUGGAUGCCUUUUUAUCUUUAAGGUUGAAAGACAAUCAAAGACAUGUUAUGCCUUUUUAAUUCUACAAAGUUUUGCUUUCAUUUUAGUGUA
Messenger RNA from Fragaria vesca subsp. vesca, 998 nucleotides. Its product is annotated as 60S ribosomal protein L7-2-like. NCBI's taxonomy places the organism in Eukaryota, Viridiplantae, Streptophyta, Magnoliopsida, Rosales, Rosaceae. Bases 87 to 818 code for a protein of 243 amino acids. Gene Ontology annotation, molecular function: RNA binding; structural constituent of ribosome. Gene Ontology annotation, cellular component: cytosolic large ribosomal subunit. The record is from RefSeq and is a predicted model, not a curated record. The transcript is spliced from 7 exons. Gene Ontology annotation, biological process: maturation of LSU-rRNA from tricistronic rRNA transcript (SSU-rRNA, 5.8S rRNA, LSU-rRNA).